This is a messenger RNA of Mobula hypostoma (lesser devil ray), 3823 nucleotides long. Its product is annotated as SUMO-conjugating enzyme UBC9. The record is from RefSeq and is a predicted model, not a curated record. The transcript has 9 exons. Lineage: Eukaryota; Metazoa; Chordata; Chondrichthyes; Myliobatiformes; Myliobatidae. Gene Ontology annotation, molecular function: SUMO conjugating enzyme activity. Bases 343 to 819 code for a protein of 158 amino acids. Gene Ontology annotation, biological process: protein sumoylation. Gene Ontology annotation, cellular component: nucleus.
GUCCUGACGGGGUGGCGGGGUCCUGGCGGCGCCAUGUUGCAGCAGUCCCUUGUUGUUCUGUGGAUGUGAAUGAGGAGCCGGGAGCGGGAGGGGAGAUACCAGGACAGGCCCGGGCCGCCGCUCCGACACCCGCCGACACCGCACCAGGACUGAGAGAUUCUGGUGACAAGACAACAUUGAAAGUGCCCACGACCAACUUGAAGUCACCCGCUACCAAUAUGUGAGGGGAAACACAGGUACUGUUCGCAGGCAUAACUCAGUUUGGAAGAACAAAAUGCAUUUUUAUUCCCCACCAAAUCACUCCCCUCAGACUUCAGUGCAGGGGACUGUUGAAGUAAAACGAUGUCUGGAAUUGCAUUGAGUCGACUUGCACAAGAAAGAAAAGCUUGGAGAAAAGACCACCCUUUUGGCUUUGUUGCAGUGCCCACGAAGAAUCCGGAUGGUACUUUAAACUUAAUGAACUGGGAAUGCGCUAUUCCAGGGAAAAAGGCAACGCCGUGGGAAGGUGGACAGUAUAAGCUUCGAAUGCUGUUUAAGGAUGACUAUCCCUCAUCGCCACCAAAGUGUAAAUUUGAGCCACCAAUAUUCCACCCAAAUGUCUAUCCCUCUGGUACGGUGUGUCUAUCCAUUCUGGAGGAAGAUAAGGACUGGAGGCCAGCCAUCACUAUCAAGCAGAUAUUACUAGGAAUUCAAGAACUUCUUAACGAGCCAAACAUUCAAGACCCAGCACAAGCAGAAGCAUACACAAUCUACUGCCAGAACAGAGUAGAGUAUGAAAAACGAGUGCGAGCACAGGCCAAGAAAUUCGCUCCAACAUAAAACCCACACAACAAAAGGAUAUGGAUUUCUGACUGUCGGCUAACAAAAGAAGGCACGCUAUUCACAUUUAGCAAGUUCCUGUUACAAGCAAUUGGGAAUCUUUGGGGAAAAUAAAUGCAUCAUUACUUGGACAGUUCUAAUUCACACAAAAAAAAAACAAGGCAAAUCAUCUUGGCACGAAAACUUGCUGUGUUUCUGUGGCGGCUGUAUUAAAACGUUUUAAUUUAUAUUAAAAAAAAAUUGCCCUAGUACUCGGGUCAAUUGGCCUUCAGUGUAGCCAGAAGUUCAGGCUCCAAUUUAAUGUUGGCUGACAAGAAAAUAGCAGUCAGUUUUUUUUCCAGCUUUCAUCCACUAUGAUUUUUCUGGCCUAUUUCUAAGCAUCUCUAAGUUGUCAAGCUUCCAGGACUGUAUUCAUCAAGAGGAAGAUUUUAUGAGAAGAAAGUGAAGAACUAUUGUAUCUAUUUACAUACCACGAUCUGCAUUUUGCUCUUAAUACCAAGGCUUUCUUAAGUCCACAGUGGCUCUUUAAGAGAGACUUGGAAGUCCUGUAAUAAAUGGUGUAUUUUUAAAAAAAAAGCUGCUAAUAAGAUAUUCUUUCUAUCUACCCAUUCUCCAAAUCACAUCAGAGUUUUUUUUAAAGCAUUUGUGUUACUAGUUUGUCUUUGGAAGGACCCAUCAGUCAUCCUAAAUAGUACAUUCUUGGUUCUCAGCUGGAGAAACUGAACAGGCGCACCCAGCCUGCUGUGUGGUGUAUUGGCUCAUGACCUUUUUAUAUCUUAAAGUUGGUUGCUCCUUUUUUAAAUGUGGUAGAUUGGCACGUGUGAGCUGUUCGACCACAACUCCCUGCACGGGCGCACUGUUGCCACUUCUGGUUUCUCUUUGUUUUGGAUUUCCUCCCAGUGCUGCUGUAGCUUAGAGGAAUGUAGUACUAUCUUUCGGAAAAGUGCAAGUGAAUGUGCCACAGUUUUUAAAAAUCGGGACACAAAAUAAGUGGAAUUAAGACACCUUUGACAUCUUGGUGCAGGUUAGUGGCUUUGCAGAGGAUCUUUUAAGCUGGCCUAACCAUAUAGAAAGGUGCAUAUUUAAGAUUUGGACUCGGAGGAAGGGAUUUUGCAUCUGCCCCCAUCCUUUUCACAUAUUAGUGGUGAGGGAAUCCUCAGCAAUUCUUAACAUUAUAACAUUGAAUGCCCCUGCAGUUAUUACAGAGGUGUUUUAUAUUUCUAGACAUAAUUUAAUUGGAUGUGGCUAUUCUCAUAAUAUACAUCCUGAGAGUUCUGGGUGUGAACGUGGUUCUGGUUUGCAUGCAAAGACAAGUCCUCGUCCUCUCGCUGGAACAACUGCAGCUUGGCUAACUUCCUCAGGUGUCUCUGAAACUUGAUGGGAAGCAAAGUGCCCGUAGGAAAAGUGUCACUCAUUCACGAAGAAAGACUUUCGACAGGCCUAACUGGCGUGUGAAGUCAGUCACCAGUGUUAUAUCCUUUUGUGUAAAAGGUUCUUGUAUUUCCAUUUUUGUACAGUGCUGAGCAUCAAGUAAUAAUGUAUGUAAAACAAUCUUCAUCAAGAUGGCUGUGCUGUUUCCUUAGCUUUCAGCUAGCAACAUAUUUCUAUCUGCAGCCCAGUUUCGAAUAGUUGGUUGCCUCGGGAACCUGUGGAAUUAUGAGUUAAGGAUGUUAUCUAUUGGUUACUGGCCGGAUUUGUAAUUACUCGGCGCAGUAGUGCAUUCACAUUUACAGAAUCGGGAAGCAAAAUGUUUUGUGGCAUAAUUUGAAUUUGCCGAUUGCAUGAAGGGAAAGGGAACUGGAGUACUUUUUAAGAGGUGUACAUCUUUUGCAAUUGGAAAUUCUUUAUCUGCUAACAUUGCUUUGAAAAUUAUUGGGGAUUUUUUUUUAAACACACAAAAACUCGGCUUUGGGGAAUGAGGGCUGAUCACCUGGCCUUUUCCCUGUCUAGAUUAAAAUGUAAUUCUCAGUGAACUUCCUUAAUUGUGCAUCUAUGCCAAUUGAACCAGAACAGGCACUUGCUAAAGAAAUUAAAAAAAAAACUCCCUUGGAAUACUGGUACAUUCAUUUCUUUGUUUAUAUUUUUUGAUGGAUAAAGCAACAAAAUAAAAUAAAAAAAACUUAAACCAGUAUUCCAGGGUAGUGCUGUAAACUUGUACAAUACUUUUAUAUCUUUUUUUUCACAGUCCAUUGGAUUUUGAGUAUGAAAUUGGCAUGUCUUUAGAAUACAUGCUGAUUUUAAUGUUCCCCCCCCCCCAACCUUGCCUCCCUGGGUAAAGAAACAAAAUUUUAAAAAAUAUAUUGAUGGUUGUAAUGGUUGCCUAUUGCAUGGCUGCGUGUGGUUGGGACUUUAGUGUGUCAGUGUCACCUUGCUCACCAUAUAAAACCAGAGAGCCUUGAAACUGGUAAUUGCAUGAUGAGGCCCCUCUUCGGUCCUUUACUGUGUUCAAGAUAUCAUGAUAUUGGAUGAAAUCAAAAGGCUUAUUUCAAACAGUCAGGUUCCCCUUGCAUUCCCUAAUAACCUUCAGUCCUCGUUUUUGCAUCUUUUAAGUUGGAAUUUGUGACAUUUUAAUGAAAAUCUUGAGCUGUCAUUCUUUUCAGUUCAAACUGUACGAGAACCAACCCUUGGCGCAGAAAGAUUAAAAUAAAAUUCUUUAGGUUAUGGAUGGAAUCUGUAAUAAGGGUUUUAUAGAUUUGUGUAGCUGCCUGAACUUCUACAGUUUAAUAAAAAUGCAGGUUUAUUCCCGGUUGCUUUCUUUUCUUCCUAGUGUCUUUAUCAUCUGACCAUGAAGUGAUCCAAACUUGUAGACACUGUUCUUAGAAACAACUGAAUGCCAGCUAACUUGCUUUCAUUUGUCUCAUUAGAAAACAGUUGCUGCAUUUACCUGAUACCUUGAUUCUAUUUUUUAAUAUAUCACACUUGGCUAAAUACUUAUUUGGAAGGAAAAGUGAUUUUUUAAAUCUAUUUUUUGAAAAAAGAUAUGAUUCUUAUGAUAUGCAGUCCA